CACAGGGGCAUCACUCCCCAUCCAUUAGCAGGCUAGCUGGCUAACACCAAGCUAACGUCAGCUAUGGUCCAUCACCAUUAUCCCAUUUCUAAAAUAAACAGCUGCUCGGAAUGACCUGGCUAACCAACGGCAGACUGGCAACAUGGCGACUGUUUGGGUUUUAACCGGGUUCGCGAUGAGUGGUGCAACGAAGCGAGUGAGGAGCUUGCGUCACUGAUGCCAGGUGCAGGCUGUAGCUGAGAGCACUCAGGAUGAGUGGGGCUGGAGAGCACACAGACAUCCUGUCAGUGGCAGACGUGGUCAGAGACCGAUGGAAAGUGACGAGGAAGAUAGGUGGAGGCGGGUUUGGGGAGAUCUACGAGGUUUUGGAUCAGCUGAGUCAGGCCACCGUUGCCUUAAAGGUGGAGUCUGCUCAACAACCCAAACAGGUGCUGAAGAUGGAGGUGGCUGUGCUGAAGAAGCUUCAGGGCAAAGACCACGUGUGUCGCUUUGUGGGCUGUGGCCGCAAUGAUCGUUUCAACUACGUGGUGAUGGAACUCCAGGGGAGGAAUCUUGCAGAUUUGCGCAGAACCAUGAGCCGCGGCACCUUCUCCGUCUCCACAACUCUGCGACUUGGCAAGCAGAUUUUAGAAGCCAUCGAAAGCAUCCACUCCGUAGGCUUCCUGCACCGUGACAUUAAACCCUCUAACUUUGCGAUGGGAAGGCUAGCCAGUACCUGCAGAUGCUGCUAUAUGCUUGAUUUCGGCUUGGCCCGACAGUUUACCAACUCCAGCCAGGAAGUCCGUCCACCUCGGCCUGUUGCAGGCUUCAGAGGAACUGUGCGAUACGCUUCAAUCAAUGCUCAUAAGAACAAGGAAAUGGGCCGUCAUGAUGACCUGUGGUCCCUCUUCUAUAUGCUGGUUGAAUUCACAGUUGGUCAGCUGCCUUGGAGGAAAAUCAAAGACAAAGAACAAGUAGGAAACCUAAAAGAGACAUAUGACCAUAGACUCAUGCUUAAGCACCUUCCCUCAGAGUUUAGUACCUUCCUCGAUCACAUCUUGACCUUGGACUACUUCACUAAGCCAGACUAUCAGCUCCUGAUGUCAGUGUUUGAGAAUGCAAUGAAGAGCCACAGCGUGCUGGAGAACGACCCUUAUGACUGGGAGAAAUGUGAUUCGGAGGAUAUGCUGACCAUCACUGCCACCGCAACCACUGCUCAGCAGCUCACUCGCCUCACACCGGCGUACUUGGGCAUGGCCAAUGCUUCAGUGCUGCCAGGCGAGCUGCAGAGGGAGAACACUGAGGAUGUCCUGCAAGGGGAGCGCCUCAGCGACGCCGACAACUGCCCCCCCAUACCCACACCGACCACCCCUGGUGGAGACGUAUGGGAAGAGAUGGACCGCAACCGAAACCAUAAACACGCCCAACCGAUGAUCAGGAAGGUGGUGAGUGAGGAUGAACACAGUCAGAACCAGGGGAACCAGAGCCCCAACACCGGCUCCAUGCAGAGCUCUCCUAGACGGGUGCGAUCAGAGACCAUGUUCUUGGAGCGGGCUGCACCGCUGCUCCGGAGGAUGAGACACAGUCAGAGCUUGGCGUUUGAAAAGAGACUUGCACCUGAACCCAAGCCCACCAUCGAACGCUUCCUCGAGGCCUACCUGGGCAAACAGCAUCCUGCCCUUUCUCAAGUCAGGGAGAAAUCUAUUCCCGAGAGGGGGCAGGGGACGCCUUCCUGCAAUGAGGAACACUCCGGCACAGCGACCCCAGACCAAGAGGAGGGCGCAGCGAGCAGCGGCUUUGUGGCCGUGAAUCUCAGUCCCGUGCCCCAAGAGGGAGACUCUCAGGAGUGGGUUAUGCUGGAGCUGGAGCAAGGCAGCGGCUCUGGAGCCACCAAGCCUCCUGGUGAGGCCCUGCACGAGGACAAGACAGGGACGCCAGCUGAGGCUGAGAACCAGUCGUCCGAUCCGCAGGAUGGCCAGGUCACAGCGGUGCCGAGCAGUCCUGUCCUGUCGCAGAUGUCCAUGCCCGGCACGUGGUUGCUGGGCCACAGGAGGCUGCCGGGGAUGCUGGGACAAAUGCCCUCUGUCAUGAUGGGAAGAGCCCAGAUGGACCAGUCCUCCAGCUGUGCGCUACAGUCCCCUGUUCAGGAGAGGAGUGAUGCAAUACCACUAGAGGCACCAUCUGGUGAAUCUGAAGAACUCCCCGAGGAAAUCUUAAAAGAUGGAGGAAGGUUGGAGUUAGCACCUCUCCCAAGCUCAGUCAAAGGCCCUACUGCUCACCUGACAAAUGACAGAGACCCAGAGAGCGACUCCGGUCUGCCCGAUCGCUCCUCAGAGCCCAAUCAGCAGCCUCAAGCCGACACAGCAGGAGGUGCUAUGGAGAGCACUGUCACCGUCUCCUCCUCCCCGCCCCCAGCUCUGCUCAGGAGAAGAGACUCUCCCUCGUCCCCGAGAUACAGUCGAAUCCCAGUGCGAGACCCCAGCAACCCCCUGGACUCUCCAAGCAAGGACCUCAACAUGGAGAGGCGUCAUCGCUGGAGCAGUCCGGUCCCUGGCUCCCCCACCCACUCACCCUCUCCAUCUCUGUCCUGUGACAACCUGCCUUGUGCUCUGCCGAGGGACAGGCUCCUCUCAGAGCGAGGCUCCAGGUCCGACUGUGCAGCAGAAGACCCCCUCUCACUGUCCUCCUCAUCAGGUAGUAAAAGUAAGAUCCCACGUCCUGUGAGCGCCACCUUCGUACCCGAGCAACUCACAAGCAGGUUCCUGCCUCGACCACCUCCUGGGAAACCACCCAUCCGCCCGUGUGUGGACAACAGACGUCGGCGGUUGAGAGUGCGUGCCAGCAGCACUAGUGACGCAGACUUCCUCGCCAGUCUGACUCAGCUGAUGCAGGACCGUAGCGGGAUGCUCUUUAGCCCCCCUCCUCGCCCUCGCAGCUCCUCCUCCUCCCUGCAGCGCUCGCUAAGCUCCUCCCCCUCGCGGCAGGAGCUCCGAGAGGGCGGGGCACUGCAGGGACGCAGCCGCUCUCCGUCGAGCUUCUCCAGCUCCCCUCCUCCGCGGCACCCACACGACAGGUCCGUAGGGCCGGCUCAGUGGGGCCAGAGCUCCAGCAGGGGCAGGGGUCUGAUCCACGAAGGUAAAGGCUCCGGCAAAGUGAACCGAUGACUGUAUUUGACGCACACGUGACUGAUCCGGAUGGUGCAACUGUAGCGAGAGGCUGUUCCCCAUCCAGUCGCUGAUAGCAUGUGUAAAUACGGUAUUUACUCAAGGGAAUGUACUGUAUGUAAUGUAAAAUGUAUAAAAUGUAUUUAUUUAUUUAUUCAUCGUUGGAUGUGUCUCUCAAAAAUACUUGACGAUGUGGCUUGAUACCUGCAGUUGAAACAUAAAAGGCUGAGGAAACCUUGAGAUUGCCAACUCUUACCUCUCAUCUCACUCCUAACUCUCCAUGUAGGCCUAAUACCAGACCAAAAAGAUAAUGUUUAAUACUCGAGGGAUGUAAAAAUGACGCUAAUUGUAGAUAUGUACCAUGAGGAAAAUAGCAAACACUAAUAGAAACCAUGUACUCACGUUAAGAACACUAAUAGUAAUUAACACCACGCACAGUAUACCAACAUCGGUAUUCAUGUACAGAACCAGGGCAUGCAGCCCGUAUUGACCUCACUCCUGUAAACCAGCUAGAUUAAUUAUCGUAUGUGACAAUGAAUUGCUCAUUUGGCAUAUCACAGUGUGGUAGUGUGCUUUUACUUUGCUAGAAAAUAUUUGUCAUGCAGAAAAAGGCAUCCACAUAUUAGAAUGUACAUGUAAGUGCACUCAUACUUAAGUAUUGUAGAAGUGCAUGAGUAUCAUUGCAAAUGAUUUUUUGGUUUUUUGGUUUAUUUUUAUUCAUUUGUACAAUCUGCUGCAACAUCUGUAUUUUUAUUGAACUGCUUCUGAUCAAAGUACAUCAUAAUGUAGACCAGCAAUGAUGUGCAGUUUUAUUUCAUACAUCCAGUAGAUGGAAAAAGGAAGAAAAUUGAUAAAAAUGAAACCUGUUCAUCACGUCUGACUGUUGUCGCAUUUUAUUUUUAUCACAAUUUAAAAUUGGAUCUGAUAGAUUCAACAAGGUGCUGGAAACAUAGCAUCACAUAGUUGCUGAGGAUUUGUCAGCUGCACAUCCAUGAUGUGAAUCUCCCGUUCCACCACAUCCCAAAGGUGCUCUAUUGGAUUGAGAUCUGGUGACUGUGGAGGCCAUUGGAGUACAGUGAACUCAUUGCCAUGUUCAAGAAAUCAGUUUGAGAUGAUGUGAGCUUUGUGACAUGGUGCGUUAUCCUGCUGGAAGUAGCCAUCAGAAGAUGGGUACACUGUGGUCAUAAAGGGAUGGACACGGUCAGCAACAAUACUCAGGGAGGCUGUGGUGUUUAAACCAUGCUCAGUUGGUACUAAGGGGCCCAAAGUGUGCAAAGAAAAUGUCCCCCACACCAUUACACCACCACCACCAGCCUGAACUGUUAAUACAAGGCAGGAUGGAUCCUGGAUCUGCUGCUGUAGCCCAUCUGCUUCAAGGUUGGACGUGUUGUUGGUUCAGAGAUGGUCUUUUGCAGACC
This is a messenger RNA of Epinephelus moara (kelp grouper), 4561 nucleotides long. It is a transcript of the gene ttbk2b, whose product is annotated as tau tubulin kinase 2b. NCBI's taxonomy places the organism in Eukaryota, Metazoa, Chordata, Actinopteri, Perciformes, Serranidae. The coding region runs from base 252 to 3143 and encodes 963 amino acids. The transcript is spliced from 15 exons. The record is from RefSeq and is a predicted model, not a curated record. Gene Ontology annotation, cellular component: cytoplasm; nucleus; ciliary transition zone. Gene Ontology annotation, biological process: signal transduction; peptidyl-serine phosphorylation; cilium assembly. Gene Ontology annotation, molecular function: ATP binding; protein serine/threonine kinase activity.